CCCAGCCAUGGGUCCCCCUUCCAGCUCCGGCUUCUACGUGAGCCGCGCGGUUGUCGUGCUCCUGGCCGGGCUGGCGGCCGCGCUCCUGCUGGCGCUGGCCGUGCUCGCCGCCCUGUACGGCCGCUGCGCGCGAGUCCCGCCGUCGGAGCUUCUCCACCGCGGGGUCCCGGGCGCCGCGCCCUCCCGGCCCGGCACGCAGGAGGAGCCGCGGCCCACCGGGCACACCCGCCCGACCCGUGAGCCGGCGGGGACGACCACCCCGGGCAACGGGCGCCCUCCGGGACCCUGGGACCAGCUUCGCCUGCCGCCUUGGCUCGUGCCACUGCACUACGAGCUGGAGCUGUGGCCCCGGCUGCGGCCGAACGAGUCCUGGGCUCCGACGUUGACCUUCACCGGCCGCGUGAACAUCACGGUGCGCUGCACCGUGGCCACCGCGCGGCUGCUGCUGCACAGCCUCUUCCUGGAGUGUGAGAGCGCCGAGGUGCGGGGUCCUCUCUCCUCCGGCACCGGGGACCGCACGGCGGGCCGCGUGCCCGUGGACGACGUGUGGGUCGCGUUCGACACGCAGUACCUGGUGCUGGAGCUCGGCGGCGCUCUGCAGCCCGGGGGCCGGUAUGAGCUGCAGCUCAGCUUCUCUGGCCUGGUGUACCAGGAUCUCAGGGAGGGACUCUUCUUCAACGUCUACACGGACCAGGGGGAGCGCAGGGCCCUGUUAGCGUCUCAGAUGGAACCCACAUUUGCCAGGAGUGUGUUUCCUUGUUUUGAUGAGCCAGCUCUAAAGGCAACUUUUAAUAUUACAAUUAUUCAUCACCCAAGCUAUGUGGCCCUUUCCAACAUGCCAAAACUAGGUCAGUCUGCAAGGAGAGACGCGAAUGGAAGCACGUGGACAGUCACCAAGUUUUCCACCACGCCCCACAUGCCGACUUACUUAGUGGCCUUGGCCGUAUGUGACUAUGCCCACGUGGACAGAACCGAAAGGGGCAAGGAGAUACGCAUCUGGGCCCGGAAAGACGCCAUCGCGAACGGAAAUGCAGACUUUGCUUUGAACCUCACAGGUCCCAUCUUCUCUUUUCUGGAAGAUUUAUUUAAUAUUAGUUACCCUCUUCCCAAAACAGAUAUAAUUGCCUUGCCUACUUUUGACAACAGUGCAAUGGAAAAUUGGGGACUAUUGAUAUUCGAUGAGUCAUUAUUGCUGAUGCAACCAAAUGAUCAAGUAACAGACAAAAAGGCUGUGAUCUCCUUCAUUCUCUCCCAUGAGAUCGGACAUCAGUGGUUUGGAAAUUUGGUUACCAUGAAUUGGUGGAACGAUAUCUGGCUCAAAGAGGGUUUUGCAUCUUAUUUUGAAUUUGCAGUAAUUAACUACUUCAAUCCUAAAUUCCCAAGAAAUGAGAUCUUUUUUUCUAACAUUUUACAUAAUGUCCUCAGUGAAGAUCACGCCCUGGUGUCUAGAGCUGUGUCCUUGAAGGUAGAAAAUUUCACAGAAACCAGUGAAAUAAAUGAGCUCUUUGACUUAUUUACUUACAACAAGGGAGCAUCUUUGGCCCGAAUGCUUUCUAGCUUCCUGAAUGAGAAUUUAUUUCUCAGUGCACUCAAGUCAUAUUUGAAGACAUUUUCUUACUCAAAUGCUGAGCAAGAUGAUUUAUGGAGGCAUUUUCAAAUGGUCAUCGAUGACCAGAAUAAAAUUCUUUUGCCAGCGACAGUAAAAAGCAUAAUGGACAGUUGGACCCACCAGAGUGGUUUUCCAGUUAUCACCUUAAAUGUAUCCACUGGUGCCAUCAAACAAGAGCCAUUUUAUCUUGGAAAGGUUAAAAAUGAGACUCUCCUAGCCCACAAUGACACAUGGAUUGUACCUAUUCUUUGGAUAAAAAAUGGAAUUACACGGUCUCUAGUCUGGCUAGAUAAAAGCAGCAAAAUAUUCCCCGAAAUGCAAGUUUCAGCUUAUGAUCAUGACUGGGUGAUUCUAAAUUUGAAUAUGACUGGAUAUUACAGAGUUAACUAUGAUACAUUAGGUUGGAAGAAGCUAAAUCAACAGCUUGAAAAAGAUCCUAAGGCCAUUCCUGUUAUCCACAGGCUGCAGCUGAUUGACGAUGCCUUUUCCUUGUCUAAAAACAAUUAUAUUGAGAUUGAAACAGCCCUUGAUUUAACCAAGUACCUUGCUGAAGAAGAUGAAAUCAUAGUAUGGUACGCGGUCUUGGUGAACCUGGUAACCAAGGAUCUUGUUUUUGAUGCGAACAGCUAUGAUAUGUACCCAUUAUUAAAGAAGUAUCUGUUAAAGAGACUUAUCUCGAUAUGGAAUAUGUAUUCAACUGUCAUUCGUGAAAACGUGGCCGUGUUACAAGAUGACUAUUUAGCCCUAGUAGCCCUGGAAAAACUUUUUGAAACUGCAUGCUGGUUGGGCCUUGAAGACUGUCUUCAGCUGUCAAGAGAACUCUUCAAAAACUGGGUGAACCAUCCAGAGAAUGAAAUACCUUCUCCGAUUAAAAGUGUAAUUUUAUGCUAUGGCGUCGCCUUGGGAAGUGAGGAAGAAUGGGACUUUCUGUUAAAUACGUACGCUAAUAAAACAAAGGAAGAAGAAAGGAUUCAACUCACUUAUGCAAUGAGCUGCAGUAAAGACCCAUGGAUACUUAACAGAUAUAUGGAGUACGCCAUUACUGCAUCGCCUUUCGCUUUUAAUGAAACAAAUAUCGUUGAGGUUGUGGCAGCAUCUGAAGUGGGCCGGUACAUUGCAAAGGACUUUCUAGUCGACAACUGGCAAGCUGUGAGUGAAAGGUACGGAACACAAUCGCUGGUUACUCUCAUGUAUAUAAUAGGGAGAACCAUAAGUACAGACUUGCAGAUCACAGAGCUGCAGCAGUUUUUUGGCAACAUGUUGGAAGAGCACCAGAGGCUCACAGUCCACGCGAAAUUACAGACAAUAAAGAAGAAAAAUCUGGAAAACAGAACACGCAAUGCCAGGAUGAUGGCAUGGCUACGGAGGAACACAUAA
Messenger RNA from Odobenus rosmarus divergens (Pacific walrus), 2986 nucleotides. It is a transcript of the gene LVRN, whose product is annotated as aminopeptidase Q-like. Gene Ontology annotation, biological process: peptide catabolic process; proteolysis. The transcript is spliced from 20 exons. The record is from RefSeq and is a predicted model, not a curated record. Gene Ontology annotation, cellular component: cytoplasm. Gene Ontology annotation, molecular function: peptide binding; metalloaminopeptidase activity; zinc ion binding. NCBI's taxonomy places the organism in Eukaryota, Metazoa, Chordata, Mammalia, Carnivora, Odobenidae. The coding region runs from base 8 to 2986 and encodes 992 amino acids.